AUGAAUUAAUCUAAUAUGACUAGCAAUUAACUUACAAAUGGUGUUUUAGAUAAAUCUAAACCUCUUUUCAAUUAAAAAUUACUCAAAGAGAAAAUAAAUGAAUUAUAAAAUACUAUUCUAAGAACAGAAAAAGAAUAUAGUUAAUUAAAUCAAGGAAGUAAUAAAACUAAUACAUUCAGUAAAGCAAAAUAAUCAAUAAAUUCUUUUGAUAAGCUAUAAAAUUAAAAAGAUUUAUAGAUUGAAAACUUGAUUGUUGAAAAUCAAAAACUUGUUAAAACCAUUUAAAAAUUAGAAACUAAAGUCAAGAAUAUAGUUUAAUUAUAAAAUGAAAAUUAAAUCCUUAAACAAAAUUUUUAAGACCUAAAAUAAGAAAUUGAGUUAUAAACAUAAAAAAAAACGUUAAAAAACGAUACUAAUUUAUCAUCUGAUGCAGCUUUAGGAUUUUUAGCAGCAAAAAGAAGUUAAGAAAUUUAAAUAUUAUCUAACGAAGUCAAAGAAAUAAAAUAGAAGAAUUAAAACCUAUAAGAAAAAUUAGAUAAACUAAUAUUAGAGAAUUAACAUUUAUAGUCUAUAAUAAAAAAUUCAGAAAAUUAAUAAUUUAGAUCUGAUUCAUAAAAUAAUUCAAUUAAAAAAAAUAAUUUGGUUGAAAAGUUGUCUGAUUAAAAUUAAACUAAAUAAAAUGAACAAAUAUUUUUACUCUAGUAAGAACUAGAAGAUGCAAAAAAAACAAUAAUGUAAUUACAAAAAUUGAAUAAAACAAACCAAUAUACUUAAUCAUCUUAUAAUUAUAAAUUUAGUAAUUCUAAUGAGAAGAUAUCAAAAAGUUAAUCAUUAGAACCAUCUCAAUUUGAUUAAGAUAAAAGGAUGAAAGAAUUAGAAUAAAAGAUAAAAAAACUGGAAUUUGAAAAGGAUAAUCAAAUUUAUAAUACAAAAUUAGAAUGCGCUUAAGAUUUGAAAUAAUUUUAAGAAAAAUUAAAAUAGGAAUACAAUUAAAAAUAAUAAUUUGAAAAUGAUUAUGAUAAACCUACUUAAGAUAAAGUUAAGAAAUUAAGUGCUGAAAACAAUAAAUUCCAAAUAAUGCUUGAAAGAUAGAAUAAAGAAAUUAUGAAUAUGGAGAAAAAAUUGACAGGUAUUUAUAUUAAAUAUAUUAUUCUGUAGACUUAUUGAUUUAAUAAGAAGAACUUUAAAAAAAUUUAUAAAAAGAACAAUAAUUUUAAAGUUAUCUUAAAUAAGAAAAGUCUAUGUUAUAAAAUUAAUUAAAAGAAAAAGAUAAAGAAAUCAAUGAUUAUAAAGAUGAUAUCAUAAAACUAUCAAAAGAGAGACAAUAAUUAAAAGAUUAAAUAGAGAAACUAAAAUUUGAAGUCAAAAUGAAUUAAAAUAAAAGUAGUAAUAAACCUUAAAGUCAUCAAAGUGAAAUGAGUAAAAGAAAAAGAUGA
This is a messenger RNA of Paramecium pentaurelia, 1436 nucleotides long. Lineage: Eukaryota; Ciliophora; Oligohymenophorea; Peniculida; Parameciidae. The record is from the annotation of a GenBank genome assembly.